Ostreococcus tauri is the source of this 309-nucleotide messenger RNA. RefSeq names its product unnamed product. The record is from RefSeq and is a predicted model, not a curated record. The transcript has a single exon. NCBI's taxonomy places the organism in Eukaryota, Viridiplantae, Chlorophyta, Mamiellophyceae, Mamiellales, Bathycoccaceae. Bases 1 to 309 code for a protein of 102 amino acids.
AUGAGUGAGUUUGCCCCUCCCUCGUACACCGGUGACCCCACGAUGGGUCGCUGCUCGGAGGAUUACUUCAAGCUCGGGUUCUGGGGCUUGCAGAUCGCCCUGGGGGCGCACGCGUUGGGUUUCACCAAGGUGGCUCGUCUGGCGCCCGGCGUGAGCGGUGACACCGCGCUGGCGUUAUCCGAAGAGGCCGCGAACGCGCGACGCCAACGGAAGGGGUUGCCGAGGAAGCAUCACACCGAGUUCGGCGAUCGCGUGGGGAAGACGUAUCAGACCCGAGCGUUGGACUUCAGACGACAAAACAUGAUGUGA